CCGGAAGUGCAGUGACAGCUCUUGUCAAAAAUCCUUCAUCUCUUUCGUUCAAGUGCGAAACAAAGCUUGCCAAGAAGCUCUGGCUUUGGACAGACGAGCAGUACUGACACACCUACAGACAGCAAGACCUGACGGAGAGAGUCCAGCUGGCUAGUUAUGGCAGUUGCAAGCGGAACAGAUGUGCGAGGUACUUUGAUCUAGGGGUUUAAGAGGCAGCCGGCUUGACUGAUUAUUGGACCUUUCCUCCCUCAUACACCUCAUACCACCUCAUCCCACAUCUGGCUGCUGCCACUGCCCAACUCGGUGCUCUCAGCAUCGAUGCUGGCAAUGUCCAGAGUACCAAGUCCCCCACCACCGGCAGAAAUGUCCAGCAGUCCUGUGGCUGAGAGCUGGUGUUAUACUCAGUUCUCCUACAUGUGGACCAUCAACAACUUCAGCUUCUGUCGUGAGGAGAUGGGAGAGGUCAUCAAAAGCUCCACUUUUUCCUCAGGAGCCAAUGACAAACUCAAAUGGUGUUUGCGUGUGAAUCCUAAAGGUCUGGAUGAGGAAAGCAAAGACUAUUUAUCACUUUACCUCCUCUUGGUUAGCUGCCCAAAAAGUGAAGUGCGUGCCAAGUUUAAGUUUUCUAUCCUCAAUGCCAAGGGAGAGGAGACCAAAGCCAUGGAGAGCCAGAGGGCGUAUCGCUUUGUCCAGGGGAAGGACUGGGGUUUCAAGAAGUUCAUAAGGAGGGACUUCCUGUUGGAUGAGGCCAACGGUCUGCUGCCUGAUGACAAACUAACUCUUUUCUGUGAGGUGAGCGUAGUGCAAGACUCUGUGAAUAUCUCAGGCCAGAACACCAUGAACAUGGUGAGGGUUCCUGACUGCAGGCUGGCGGAAGAACUUGGAGAUCUGUGGGCAAGCUCCAGAUUCACUGACUGCUCCCUGUGUGUUGCUGGCCAGAAAUUCCAGGCACACAAAGCCAUAUUGGCAGCUCGCUCGCCGGUGUUCAGUGCCAUGUUUGAGCACGAGAUGGAAGAGAGUAAGAAGAACCGUGUGGAGAUAAAUGACGUGGAGCCAGAUGUCUUCAAAGAGAUGAUGUGCUUCAUCUACACAGGCAAGGCCCCCAACCUGGACAAGAUGGCUGAUGACCUGCUGGCUGCAGCUGACAAGUAUGCUCUGGAGAGGUUGAAGGUGAUGUGUGAGGACGCUCUUUGCACGAAUCUGUCUGUGGAGAAUGCCGCAGAGAUCCUUAUCCUGGCCGACCUGCACAGUGCAGAUCAGCUCAAGACGCAGGCUGUGGACUUCAUCAACUGUCACGCUGCUGAUGUGAUGGAGACAUCAGGAUGGAAAUCCAUGGUGAUCUCUCACCCACACCUGGUUGCGGAGGCCUAUCAUUCUCUGGCCUCGGCCCAGUGUCCCUUCCUGGGUCCCCCAAGAAAACGGCUGAAACAGUCCUAGUGGUCUGGAGCGAUUCUCCCGACCUAACCCUGCUUCUUCCUGUACCAGCAGCCUCACUGCUCCUCUCUCCCAAUCCUACUUUUGUACCUAUAGCAUCCCAAGAUGCCCACAACUGACGCCUAGGGCUUGGGUACAUAUAUAGCUAGGGCAGCUAUACAGCUGGGCAGCACAGAGAAUCAUUGGACUAAUGCUAUAGAGGAGGUACUACACAUCACUGUAAGAUGAACUGAGUGAAUACCAUAAGACCUGGACCUGGAUAUUUAAGGAUUGCAAGCCCAAAGCCUUGCUUAUUCCAUAUCCAUCAUCAAUGAUAUUGGAAGGCUACAACUCUAUCCUGCCUGUCAGGCACGUAAAGAACUGAUCUCCUGUCUGAAAGUGAAAAGUCAACGCUGAGUCCCUGAAAAUAUUUGUCUGUGACGUCUUGUCUUGUACAGUGUUGUAACCCAAACUGUGCUUGUGAAGAGACAAGUGAAGAGGAUCAACCAACAGGAAAGUGAAGGACUGUUGUUCCCAUUAUUGGAGACCUUAAUGGUGUUCAGUUUAUUGUUUUUCUGAGGCUUGAACAAUUGUCUUGAUAUUUUUUUUCCACGAAAGAGUACAAAUGUAAACUGUUUAACUGUUAAAAUCAGGCGGGCACGUUGAGAUGUUUAGCUCAGAUUUUGACUAAUUUCCGACUGGUGACAAACUUCUGCCAGAUUGUUGUCAUUUAGCAAGUAGCGUGAGGCGCAGUCGCUCUGUUUGAAUAACAACAUCGAUAACAGUACGGCUCUUGGACGACUGAGGACAUGACAGUAAUUUUACAAGAGUCCGAUCAAAGUAUUCACUAUAAUCUAUAGUGGGCAUAUAGUGGGCAAUCUUUUAAUAUCUAGUGGGCAGUGUUUUAAUAUAAUUGGCAUAGUAUUUGUUGUCUUGUGACAUUAACUGUGCUUCAAAGCUGACAGACCAUACAGCCACAGAGUAUCUGCUUUUUUUAUGUUGUCUUCUUAUUUUCCAUUCAUUGUCGAAUUGCACAAAAUAAUGCUUUUUUGACAUUUUUUUAAAAACACAUUAUUAUUCUAUUAUCCUAUUAUUUUGUUUUCUUAUUCGUUUCGACUGUGUUGGAAGUGUCACUUGAGAAAAUUGGCUGCUUAUUGUUACACUCCUGCUGGUGGUCAGUUGAUCCAUACGAUACAUAAGCAUAAAUGAAAUGUAAAGGAGAGCGCUGCCAGCUAACACAACAGAGAAGGUAUCUGCCAGUUUCAAAACAUGACAUGUUUUACAUUAACCUGUUGACCUCAGGCAAGAGAUACUUGCUUUUUAACCACGCAGUAACGUAAACAUCCGCUUGCAGUGAUAAUAUAACAUUUUAUGUGCUCGACUCCCUACUACACGUGUUAGUGGAGGAUUCCACCAGAGGGCCUCCAUAUUUGCAUGACCUAAAACAGUAAAUAUCAGGGCUGCCCAUUUCUUUUAAGAAGUUUAUUCUCAGUGGGACUUCAAUUGAUAAAGCUCUUGAUGUUUUUCGUCAUGUGACCACAAUGGGAAUUUGUCUCUCUGGCUAGAAUUGAACCAGCGACCUUUUGCUUGGCAAGCAAACCACUAAACUAUGGAGCCACCUCCAUCCAGAGCUGCAAAAUGAUCAGAGUUGUUUGUUCCUAUGUCUAAUUUACAUAUUCCUAAGAUGACACUGAUAAUGAAGUGUAGUUGUCUCAGUGCAGAGGCAACAGUACAUCAUAGAGAUGCCAGCAUGCCUAUACAGACUCUGGUUGAAACGCAUAUUUUUAUUUUUUGAUGACAUUCACAACUGAAGCUCCAAACACUCACCAUCAUGCGUAUAGUUAAAAUCAAGUAUAUCUCAUGCCUUAAUGUGUUCCCUUGACUUGUUCACCGUUUUGCCCUUUAAAACUGUAAAAUACAUAUAUUUUUGAAUUUU
Molecule: messenger RNA, 3349 nt
Organism: Neolamprologus brichardi
Lineage: Eukaryota; Metazoa; Chordata; Actinopteri; Cichliformes; Cichlidae
Source: RefSeq, a predicted model, not a curated record